Molecule: messenger RNA, 321 nt
Organism: Clunio marinus
Lineage: Eukaryota; Metazoa; Arthropoda; Insecta; Diptera; Chironomidae
Source: the annotation of a GenBank genome assembly
AUGAAAGCUUUCAUUUUUUCAUUAUUUGUCUUAGCACUUUUAAGUUCUCAAGUGGAUGCGCAACGGACUUGCAUGCCAGGAAGGCCAAGUGGCGUAAUGAAUGUUUGCAGACAAAGAGGAAGCACCAACUGUUCAAGGGUUGAAAGUAGAAAUACUUGCAUCAACCUUGUUGGAGGCCCAUUUGUGUCAGGAUUCGCUGGUCAGGUGCCUCGAUGCACAAUUUUUGCAAAUGAGGGCUGCAGGGGAAGUGAGGAACGGAUCACCAGCAUCAGAGCUAAUUUCAGUUUUCCUGCAAGAUCAGUUCGAUGUCCAUGUGUUUAA